CCACCACCAUUCCUCGAGCUGAUCACAUGCUUGUCAUCCUACAGCUCAUUCCUCAGCUCAUUCCUUCCAUACCAUAGUACAGUACUAGAAAGAACUGCUGUACUGUACUAGGCUCGGUUUGAUAGGAACUACAGUGCUAAUGUAGUUCUGUACCGUAUACUGUACAGUCAUGGUCCGUCUGCCAGGCGGACAGCGUCCUUGAGAGAGCCUAACGUCCUUUUCCGUUCGCCCACGCGUCGUCCUCGCGUUCACUCUUCCCUCCUCAACCGUCCUCGAUGCACAAUGCACGAACCUGGCCAAUUUCGCGCUGGCCUGUGUACGUGGCGGCCCAGAUUACUCCAACACUCAGAACGCGCCGGUCGAAAUCACAGAUUGCACGCCUAGCAAGCAGACGGGAAGACGCAGAUUGCACAGACGGGUUAGCAUGUAAGUCUUAGCACCUGCCACUAAGUCGCUUUCGGGAAGUGCGCUAGGUACAGCAAGCAAGAUUUUUCUCCUUACCGCACUUUUCUCGUCGUCUGGAAAGGACAGACGACCUCGUAGCGAAUAUGAACGGGAGUGACUGUAACGAAGCCAGUUCGUCGUUAUUAGCGCGUCGUCAUGCGCGGAACCUUCCGGAGCUUGGUACAGCCGCGCAAGCUCGGAGGGGAGAAGCUGGCGGGAGUAAAAACGGUGGGCUCGAAGGCGGCGACUAUAGCGGAUGUGAUUACACCGAAAGCGGCAGCGGGAAUGUGACAGAAGCGAAGGGUAAUGAUGAUCCCAGGUAUGGCGCGUUCGACGUUGAUUGGCUGAGCCAGCCCCGACACGCGCCCGCGAAGCGGCUUGAGCGGCGGUCGUCUCUUUCCCCUCUGGCGCAACUUCAGGAGUUUUAUCAGAUGCAGCAGGCGCAGGAACACGGACAGGGGCAGGGGACGGGGGAGGGGGAGGGGGAGGGGCGGGGGAAGCAGCUAAGGCAGCAGCAGCAGCAGCCAGGUUGUCGGGAAAGCAGCAUCGCCAGUAACGGCAAGGCUAAGCGCCUCGGCCGCCGCGCGUCUAUCGACUUAGCGGAUGUUGCGGCGGCCAAAGCGGCGGCAGCUGCGGUGGCAGUUUCAACCUCGGCACGCGGUCGGGAGGCUUCCAGCAAAGGCGGCGGUCCCGCUGACGGCGGCGUGAGGAGGCUCCAUCAGGCGAGCCGCCAGAUGAGCGGAGAUUGGGCGGCUUAUGCUACGCAGGGGAAGAGCAGCGCGCAGAAAACGCCCGCGCACGCGCAGUAUCGGUCGGUUUCUCCGCGCGCCAAUGCCUGCGGCGGAAAAGAGCACGCGUUUCCCCGCUCGCACGAGGACGGAGGCGGAGGCGCAGGCCCAGCGCAUGCGCAACACUUUCCGCUCAAGUCUCCGCGAGCUGCCCGCCUCCCCCUCGGUUCCCCCCAUCCCUCCGCUGAUGGGUCCGCUGGUCCCCCUAUGUCCGCGCUUGACCCCACUCAAGCGGGGAUGCUCUUUUCCGCCAUCUUGCACGGCGGAAAAGCCGCCGGUUCUCCCGAAGCGGCGGUAUCGGCGGAAGCGGGGCGCACUUCCGCCGCGUCGGGGCACAGGCGGGGUCAUCGGCGCGCCGCUAGCGCGCAGCUGAGCUCAAUGGACACCGCGGCGGUGCUUUUCGGGCGGGCGGCGCACACUCAGGCGCAAACGGCGGAGGCGCAGGCGCAGGCGCAGGCCGAAGCUGAAGCGGAGGGAUUCGGGGAAACGUACACACGCGCAAAGGCGCAGGCACUGGCACAGGGGCAGGCGCAGCACAGUCCCGUGCGGGAGAGGGGGAGGGAGGAGCUAACCGCCGGCGACGCCGCCCUUCCAGCCGCAAUUUCCGCGAAAACCAGAGCCGCCCUUAUCAUGCCGAAAUCCCCCAGCAGCGGCAGCAGCGGCAGCCGCGCACGGAAGCAAUUAAGCAAUCCGCUAAAAUCGGCGAAUUCUACGGGUAGGCGGGAGUUAAUCUGGACUGGCAGUAGCAGCAGCAGCAGCGGUGGCGGGAGCGCGAGCGAAAGCAGGGAGAACACGAUAUCCAGCAUUGGUACCAGCGGUAAUGGCGGCGAUAGUAGCGGCAGGGCUGGCGGCGAAGGGACGGAGGUCGGGAGUAGGACGGGUAGCACAGGUGCUAGCGGGCCUGGUGCAUACGCCGCCGCAGGCACAACUGGCGGAAGCGCAAGUGGCGCGAGUGCGCCCUUCCGUGCCGAGCGCGAUCGGUCGCCCCCUCUCUCGUCCCCCCUCUCCCGCCCGCGCCUCCUCUCGCACGUGUCCCUUGGCCCCGCGAUUAGCGCCGAACUUCGCACCGCCGCGAGCGAGGCCGCGGCGAGAGAGGGGGGAGAGGCGCCCGGCGCGGGAUGCGCGCAAGGAAGGGAAAGCGGCGCAGGGGGAAGCGGGAGGGGACGGGGCGGAAAGGGGGAAGAGGGUGGAAGGGAACUGGCGGAGAGAAGGAAGGCGGAAACAGGCGGGCGACAGGCGCUAUCGCUGGGUUUGACCUUGGGGGGAGGGAAGGAAGAAUCGAUCUCGGGUUUGGGUUUUGGGGGUUGGAGCGCAAGUAUGGCUGCAUUCGCUGGCGGAGGGGGAGGGGUAGGGGGAGGCGGGGGAGGAGGUGCGGGGGGAGGGGGCGGGGGGUUUGUCCAAUCGCCGAGCAGGAGACGCGGAACCCAGGAUUUCGCGUUUCAACCAACCGCGUCUCCUCUCGGGGGGACUACUGUAGCUUCUACAGUAAACAAUUAUAAUUCGGAUAAAGAUAUGUUUUCACUAGGGUCAGUGUAUUCUUCCGAGGCUUCCCCCAAGGGGCGGGGAGAGGAGGAGGUAGGAGGAGAAGGGGAAGGAGGGGAGGGUGGUGGAGGGGUGUUGGAGCGGAGUUUAAGUGCUAGGAGGCGCGACCAGGGGAAAUUGGAACGGACUCUAAGCGCGAGACGGAGAGAGGCUGCUUCAACAGCUGCUGCUGUAGCACUAACCGGUGGUGCGGAAGGGGGGAUAGUAGUAGUAGUAGGAGGGAGUGGGAGAGGAGAAGAAGGACAAGGAGAGGGGGGUUUGGAGCGAACGCUGAGUGCAAGGAGGAGGGAUCAAGCGGAACUGGAGCGAAGUCUCAGCUCACGGCGACGGGAGCAUCGAAGUACACAUGCUGGUGCUGGCACUGGCAUGCGCCGAUCCCCUAGCGAGAGUGCUUUAAACAAGAUGGGAGAUGAGAGUGCAAUUGGUGAUUAUAACGAGAGGAGGUCUCCUUAUGCCUCCAUGUCGCCGUCGUCAUCAGUUUCCGGGUCUCCCGUUCUGCUCUCUCCCAUUGGCUCGUCCGCUCCGAACCAACGCCAAGCCUCUUUGCAAGGCUCGGGAGAAAUGGAAUUGGAAGGGGAAGGUACAGAUGAGGAGGAGGGGGAGAGGGAGAGGGAGAGAGAGAAGGAAAGGGAGAAGAAGCAGGAGCUGAGAAAAAAGCAGGAGGAGCUGCAGCAGCAGCGGCUGGCGCUUCAGAAGCAGCAGGAAGAGCUAAAGCGGCAGCAGCAGCUGUUGCUGCAGCAGCAGGAGGAGUUGCGGUUACAGGAAGAAAGGUUACAAGCAGAACAGGAGAAACAACUACAGCAGCAGCAGCAGCAGCAGCAGCAAGAGAAGGAAAAGGAGAAGGAGAAGCAGGAGAAGAAGAAGGGGCCAGUGCAGCAGCCGCAGCAGCAGCACCGGUACUCCAGCCGAUCCGGCCGAAGACCGACUUUAUCGAAGAUAUUGUCAGGGAGGCACGGUCACAAGCAAGAGCUGAAGCAGGAAGAGAGUGAGAAGGCAGAGGGCAAGGAGGAACAAACACAGUCACACGUGCAGCAGCAAACACAGUACCAGUCGCAGCAGCAGCAGCAGCAGCAGCAGCAGCAGCAGCAAGGGGGGAGGACCCACCAGCCGAUUUCAAGGUUCCUAUCUGCCGCUUCUGGUACUUUGAAGUCCCUUAUUAGUGGCAGCAGCAGCAGCAGCAGUGGUGCGGGUGCUGGUUCUGGUGCUGGUGCUGGUGCUGGUGCCGACAGUGCUGCUACUGGUUUGGUUACCGAUACUGGCAGUGCAAUCCACAAUAACAGCAGCAUGAGCAAGAGUCCUAGAUCUGCUAGCGUGAAAGCGUCGUACUACCUACCUGCCAUUCCUGUCUCUCCUCGCUCAUUCUCCGUCUCGUCUUCUUAUGAUGCAGCGACUUCAGUCACUGCUGAGCCUGCUUUCCCCACAGGCUCAGACUUACGAGACAAGAGCAGGACAGUAGGAACGGACACAGCUGCAGCCACCGCUGCCGCUGUCGCAACAGCAGCAGCGUCGUCACCAUCAGCGUCGGCUACAGCAGCCGUGAGUAAGCCAAGCCGGAGGCCGUUCCUUCAGCACCAGCUGAGCUUCGGCUUCAAUCGAACCGACACCAGUGAGCAUAGGGAUACAGCAAAUAGGGAGAUGGGGCAUAGGGGCACAGGGCACAGGGCGUUGGUGAGCGGGGUAGGGCCUCUGGGAUCUAACCGGAGCCAAGGAACGGCUUCUCCUCUUGCCUCUCCCGCACUCUCACUCUCCCCCGCACUCCCACUCUCUCCUGCCCUCUCACCCUCCUCCUCGCUCCACACUGCUUCGCACACUGCUACUGUUGCUGCUGCUGUUGCUGCUUCCGACGCUGUUGUUGCCGGCCCUGCUGCUUCGGGUUCCAAACCUGGUGCGAUGUUGGAAGCGGGUGAUGCUCCUGGUGCGGAAACAGCAGGCUCGGCAAGUACAGGCUCAGCAAGCACAGGCUUGGCAGCAGGCGUGGAAGCGGUGGCAGCAGCAGGUUCGGAAGCCACUUUUCGGCUCAACAUACCUGGGGAUUCUCCUGAUGACGUGGCAGAUUACCUCUCAACCUUGAAGCAGCAGCAGAAGCAGGCCAAUCACAGCACUAGGCGCAUGUCAUGCGGUGCUGAUGGUCACGAUGCAAGGGAGAGAAGACCCAGUGCCGCCGCUGCUGGUUCGUUUGCUGCUGAUUCUUUUUCUGCUGUUGGUGGUGGUGGUACGGCUGCUGCUGCUGCUGCUGCUGCUGAUCAUGCUGAUUCUGCUGGUGUCGGUGCUGGUGGUGGCAGUGGCGGCGCUGGUGGUGGGGGCGGCGAUAUUUGGACUCAGGCUUUCGGUGCUGCUGCCACUGCUUCUGGUGCUGGUGGUGGUGUGGGGAUUGGUGGCGAGUCAAGAAUGGCCAUGAGCCGCCGGCCGCGGCGGCAAAGUGCCGAAUUUGUCAGCCCGAGCAUGCUAGCAGACGAAGAAGAAGACAUGUAUCCUGACACGCAUGAAGACAAAGAUGGCGAUCAGGAAACUGACAUGAACAGUGACGUGAACAGUGACGUGAACAGUGACCUAGGGUUCGACUCGCCGGACCGGCCCGGCAGAUUCGUCAACCACUCCGACCGGAGGGUCGGCGCCCGAGGCAAAGCCAGGCUCGGCGGAGGCCCGUUACCGCACCAAACCGCAGUGCACGAGGGCCGGGGGGUGCGGGGGGGAGGGGGGGACGGGGGCUCCGGCGCUUUUGCCAGCAGGAGCUGCAAGAAUGGUGCGGAGGCUGAUCUAAGUAUGGGUUCCUCCUCUUCUUCUGUGGCUCUGCUGGCGGGGUUUCAGCUGAAGGGUAUUCCCAAGGAGCAGCUGGGGCUGCUGCUAGAGCAGCAGGCGGAAAGGCGAGCUGCUGCCGGUGGUGCCAAGGCUUCUGGUAGUGCUGCUGGUGGUGGUGGUGGUGGUGAGGGUGGUGCUGCUGCUGGUGGUACUAAGAAGUCUGCUGGUGCUGCUGGUGUGGGUGCAUCAGGUGCAGCAGCAGCAGCAGCAGCAGGGGUAGCAGGGGCGCGGAAGGGGAAGGGGGGAGGAAGUGCUGGUGAGAGUGAGCUCUUGGGGUAUCACCGCUCUGACCAGCAGCAGCAGGAGCAGCAGGAGCAGCACCAGCAGCAGCAGCAGCACCACCACCGAGGAUACUAUCACGGCACGGCAGCAGCAGCUGCUCCGGGCUUCUCCAAAACCUCAGUCGGUAGCUCCUCUGGUGGGCUCUUUUCAGACUGGCAUCAUCAGCAUCAUCAGCAGCAUAAGCAGCAACAGGGGCAACAAGGGGGAAGGUCAGGAGGAGGAGGAGUGGGUACAACAGCUCUGGACAAGAUCUCUGGAACAGGCAGCCAUAAGGCCGGCGCCUUCCGAGGUGCUGCUGCUGCCGCUGCUGCCGCCGCCGCCGCUGGCAAAGGCAGUGGCGGCGGCGGCGCUGGUGGUGGCAGCGGUGCAGGUGGUGCAGGUGGUGGAGGUGGUGGGCGUAGCAACCGGGCCGCAGCAAUUGGACUAGGAGGAACAGGAGGAAUAGGACCCCUACCAGGGCGGGCGCUGGGGGUGAGCAGCUUCAAAGAACAGCACCGGGGAGCGUACCCGAGCCUCCGGCCCACGGACUACAUAUUCGAGAAGGCAUAUGAGGAUCUGAGGGCCAAGUACAUUCUGCACAACAAGAAGUUGGGCAGCGGGCAGUACGGGGUGAUCAGACGGUGCUUGGAGAUCAGCAGCGGGCUGCAGCUGGCGUGCAAGACAGUGAAGAAGGCCGAGAUCAAGUCUCACGAGGAGGCCCUGGAUCUGAGGAAGGAAGUGGCGACACUAUCCAUGCUGCAGGGCCAUCCCUUCAUUGUUGGCCUGCAUGACACUGUAGAAGACCGCAAGCACGUGCAUAUAAUAAUGGAGCUGUGCACCGGAGGCGACCUCUUCGACCGAGUGACUAAAGAGGGCGUUUAUAGUGAUGCAGCUGGGGCGAGACUAUGCAGAGAAUUGAUGGAGGCGCUGCUGCACUGCCACCGCCAUGGCAUCGUGCACCGCGACGUGAAGCCUGAGAAUAUCCUCCUUACAAGCAGGCACCUCGAUUGCCACAUAAAGCUGGUGGAUUUUGGGAUUGCGACGUUCUUUCAAGAAGGCGAGCGACUGAAGGAGCUGAUGGGCACGCCCCAGUACAUGGCCCCAGAGCUGAUAGCAGGGGAGUACGGCCCAGAGGUGGACGUAUGGAGCGCAGGCGUGGUGAUGUACAUCGCCAUGUGCGGCGUGCCGCCCUUCUGGGCGUCGUCCAAUCGGUCCCUGGCGGAGGCGAUCAGAGGGAAGGAGGUCAGCUUCAAGAGCGCCAAGUGGGCGGGCGUGCCCGACGAAUGCAAGCACCUCAUUGGCCGCAUGCUGGAUAAGGAUCCUGCGCGGAGGAUCGCACCUUUGGAGAUUCUUGGACACCCAUGGAUGCGUAAAUAUGCACACUGAUCGCAGAGAAGUACAUGCCUCUAACUUCUACUCAGCAUUAAUUGAAUGCCUAACUGCACCAGAAGUAGACAAUAAGCUACAUUGUUUUGUUUCGCAUGAGAUGGACAAGCAUGCCAUCGCAGCGCUAUGCACCCCACGUUCACUGUUUUCUUCCAAUUGUUUGGCUUGACUUUCCUGAAAUCGUCAGCCAUGCUGCAAACAUGGUUGGAUUUGAGGAACAGCACUGGAAGCUGACGAACAUGAAUAAAUUGAUAAUUUCAAC
This is a messenger RNA of Closterium sp. NIES-67, 7482 nucleotides long. NCBI's taxonomy places the organism in Eukaryota, Viridiplantae, Streptophyta, Zygnematophyceae, Desmidiales, Closteriaceae. The record is from the annotation of a GenBank genome assembly.